GCUAAUUAGCAUAGUUAGCUAACUACAAACGUUAAGUUAACGUUAACUCAUAUUCCGUGAAAACUUCCAGUGUAAACACCCGGAAGAAAGUAAAUAACAGAGGAGAACUUCGCCUUCUUCUUCUGCAGUCCGUUUUCCCUCAGUGUCACAGAAGUUACCCUCCCAGUGUAUCCUUAAACAUGUCGGUGCCUUUCUCCAACACUCACCUGCGGGUCCCUCGAGGGUUUGGUACCAUCCUGGAGGGGCUUACCAGGGAAAUCCUGCGAGACCAGCCUGAAGACAUCCCGAAAUAUGCGGCUCAGUACUUCGAGGCUCUUCUCAGAAAAAGAGAAGAGAGUGGCAUGGACCCUGCUGAGUGGGCUGCUAAACUGGAAGACAGAUUCUACAACAACCAUGCGUUUAAGGCAACUGAGGUUAGUGUUAAAGAAGAGCCUGCUGCAGAGGAGACCAGCUCCAAAGAAAAAUCUGACGAGUCCCAAACUGAUGACGAACACAGUCAUUCAGCAGAGGCCUCACAUGCUUCCACCACACAACCCAAUGUCUCUGAAGAGGCUGAUUUAAGCAAAAGCACAGACAAAGACAGAAAACACGAUAUUACAGAGGAACAUGUUGUGGAAAAGGGGCCUUCAGAAGAGGAAUCAGUCAACAGGCUCCGAGAUGUGCAGCCAGAUGAUCUGAGCGGGACAGAGGAGGAGAGAGACCCAACAAUAACUGAAUUUGAUCAAGUUGACAGGGCAGCUAAUGGAAAUCAUAGCAGCUUUGCUUCAGACCGAGAUAAACCUCAAUCUGAGUUAGAACCCACUGACUUAUCAUCAUUCAGAGGGAUUUCUAAUGUAGAUGUGUGUGCUCAGGAGUUAGGGAUGGCACAAGAUGAAGGGGGUGAUAAAAAAGAGUUUGCAGUUGUAGAUGAGGAGAUUGAAGACUCCGAAGGAGAGGAAAACAUUGACAAUGACGAACCAGUGGAGGUCCCUCCAUAUUCUGGACUAGCAGAUGUGGAUGUGUGUGCUACAGAGCUUGGAGGAACACAGGUAACAAUGGAAGAAGCUACUGCUGAAGAUGAUACAAAGGUCACUGAAGAGGACACCUCAACACCCAAACCUGAGGAAGCAGUUGUACGCUCAUCGUCUCAAUCUAAAACCCUAGAGGGCAAUCAACGUGAAGCAGAAGAUGAAGCAGAAACAAAGGAGGAGGAAGGAACAGAGAUUGAGGCUUCUUCUGGAGGAAUACAUGAAAGUUUAGCUCAUAUAGAGGGUGGUUUUAACAGCAAUGCUAUACCAAUGGAAGAUUCCUUGGUUGAGAUUAGCUUUGAAGACAUUCCAGAGGCUCAGCAGAUUGAAGAGGUUGAGGAGAAACAGCCAGAGGAAGAGGGCUUACAGUCUACGAUAUUAGAAACGCAACUGGAGGAAGAGUCCGAAGAGGCAACAGACCAAAAUAUAUCACAAGACCAAGACCAAGACCAAAGUGAACCUGAAAUGAUGGGAGUUGAAAAAGAAGUUAACUCCGAAUUGGAGGAAAUGCAGACUCAGCAAGAGGCGUCUGAUAAAAUGAAGGAGAAGGUGGAUUCAAAUGAUUCUAAUGUAAAUGAUAGUGGUGAUGAUGAUGAGAAGCACGAAGGUGUUAAAACCAUCGGCUUGUCACAUCAGCCCACCACCGAGGCAGACGAAGGAAACCCAGAGGAUGAAACCGAUCACAAAAAUGAAGAUAGUGAGAAGAUAAGUGAAGGCAAAUUUCACCAGAGUGAGGAUCCUGAAAAAGAGGCAAAGUCAAACGAUCCUGACAUUAAAGGAGACGAGACAACAGACGCGGCUGGAGAAGACAAAAAGGACAUCCACACAAAAGGUUAUAGCAAAGUGGAGGAUCAAGAGAUUGAUGGUGGUGGUGCGGAUAAUCCAUCAUCGCAAGUUUUCCAGUCAAAUAUAUCAACUGCCAGGACGGAGGCGGAGAGUGAAACUUUAGAGGCAAGCGCACAACAUCUAUCAGGGGAGAUCGAGGAGAGUCAGAGAACACUUGUAGAGUCACAACUGGAGGAGACAGUGGUAGAAAAAGAGGUCACAUCAAAGGAGAGAAGUUCAGAAGCAGAUGAGCUUGUUGAAGAAGGACAGAUUGAUUCUGAUGUACAAGAGAAGAAUGAUGCAAUGGGUGAAGAGGGCAGCAUCGGGCACACUCAACGUGAAGAUCAGCUGGCAGCAGACCAACAAGGAGGAGAUGUGUCUCUUGGGCCUGAAAUGGACUCCACAGAGCCUGAAAACAAGAGUGUUGACAAGCCAUAA
Epinephelus lanceolatus (giant grouper) is the source of this 2270-nucleotide messenger RNA. The record is from RefSeq and is a predicted model, not a curated record. Lineage: Eukaryota; Metazoa; Chordata; Actinopteri; Perciformes; Serranidae.